Molecule: messenger RNA, 5236 nt
Organism: Thunnus maccoyii (southern bluefin tuna)
Lineage: Eukaryota; Metazoa; Chordata; Actinopteri; Scombriformes; Scombridae
Gene: cbx7b
Product: chromobox homolog 7b
Exons: 6
Coding region: 326-1174 (282 amino acids)
Biological process (GO): negative regulation of transcription by RNA polymerase II
Cellular component (GO): PRC1 complex
Source: RefSeq, a predicted model, not a curated record
UCCACGCAUUGACUGAUGAGGAUGAUGAAGCACCCGGUAGCGCGCGCGCGCGCAACAAGGGAGCGCGCUUUUUGGGCACGGGGCCGCGCGAAGCGGUGUGCAGAUGUGUCGCAGAUUUUGUAAAGUCACUGGACGCACAGAAAGACUCAGCACAAGGAAGUCUCCCCUGAUAAAUGGGCCUCAAACUGUGAGGAAAACAAGCGGCUGAAGGGGAGAAACGCGGAGCAGAGGACGGAGCCGAGGGACCGCUGUCAUAAGCAGUUAACGUUAGCUUAGUUUGUGGAGCAGAAAGACGCUACUUUAACGGACGGCGGCGUGCGCAGAGAUGGAGCUGUCCGCGAUUGGAGAGCAAGUGUUUGCUGUAGAAGCAAUCGUCAAGAAAAGAGUUAGAAAGGGGAAUGUGGAGUACCUGUUGAAGUGGAAAGGAUGGCCUCCAAAGUACAGCACAUGGGAACCCGAGGAACACAUUCUGGACCAGCGUUUAGUGCAGGCCUACGAAGAGAAAGAGCAGAGAGACAGAGCUCUGGGUCACAGGAGGAAAGGAUCCAAAGCCAAAAGACUCUUACUGCAGAAUACGCUCUACACCAUGGACCUCCGCAGCGCUCACAAGACUCCAGAGCAGCCUCCGCCUCGCCUGCGUCUCUCCCUGACGCGCUCCCUGGACCCCGAGGACGAGGAUCAACCAUACAGUCCCUGCAAGCACGCGCCACGACCGCAACUGGCACAUCAUAAAAGCAAACAAAGGAGGUCGCAGUUCAGGUUCUUCAACUCAAACCCCCCAAGUCCUACACAAGAGGACUGGAAAAGUGGGGGAGAGGAAGAGGAAGAGGAGGAGGAGGACGAGGAGGAGGAGGAGGAAGAGGAGGAGGAGGAGGAGGAGGAGGACAAUGUAGAAGAUGAGGAGGAUAUGGAAGAGGAGAGGGAGGAGGCUGAGGAGGAGACAGCAGAGAAGAGCAGAGGCAUUCUUGAUGGACAGAAGAGGACAGACGAGUGGAGCUCCGCUGUCGGACCGGACGAGGUCACCGCAGCAGAGAAGCCGGACAUGGACUGGAGACCCGUCAUCGGUCCGGGAGAGGUGACGGUCACAGACGUCACCAUCAACUCCCUCACAGUGACUUUCCGAGAGUCGCGAGUGGCCAAAGGCUUCUUCAGAGACUGGGGGCUGGAGGUCUGAAUGAGGGUGAAGUGGACGUGGGUUGGAGGCAGGGAGGGUUGGAGGCGCCGGCUUUUCAGUGUGUGAGUUGUGGUUGAGGGUCAGCGUUGGUGUUUCAUUCCCUCUCUGCAACCUCUCACUCUGCUCUUCCACCUGCCAAAUACUUCCAGUCUGGUCAGUGGUUCGUUUACAUGCACAGAGUCACCUGGAUAUAAACUCAACUUAUUUAGGUUGAGCUGCUUGCGUGUAUCUUUGAUUGGUUUGGACUUGAAUUGAUUGUGGUUUCUAUGAGAACCACAGAAAUGAAAAAAAACAUACACAACUCUAAUAAACCCAAACAUUUUCUCCACAGAGAGAAAGUUGGCCGAUUAGAACAGAGAUCCAACAGAAACAUCUGGUGAAGAAGUAAAACUGUGUAUCAUCAUACUAAAUAUUAGAAUUUAACUUAUAUUUUGGCUUUUUGGCUCUAGAACAAAAGAUGUGACCCCAGUCACAUGGCUGAUUGUGACUGAGGUGCAAUCCCUGGCGCUGGAAGACCAAAUGUGUGCAGGCUCUAGCCAGUUUUAGGUAGAUUUGGAGCUGCACACUUUGGCUGAGAAUCAGUUCAGUUAGCAGGACUUAGGCCAGCUGUGGGCCAGUGGCAGCCCAAUGAAUCUUCCUUUGUCAAACAGUUGAAAAUAUGUAUACAGUAAGUAGAAGAAAUGACUUGUAAUUCCCUUAAAAAGGGUACGAGUCAUCAUCAUCAUAUCACACUUAUCUAAGUAAUCUCUGAAUUUUUGGUACUGGUUAAAAUGUGAAGACAUGGUAAAUGUUUUUUUGGCAUGGGUCUUUUCCACAUUAAAGGUGCCCUGGGGAGUUUCUUCUAAACAAACACAGUUAUGUUAACAUUCAAUGUCUCUCACCAAAAAGCUUUUUAAGAACCCUACAAACGGGUUGAAUACACUUCAUUCCUGCCAUUUUUUUUUUGACUAAAUUGAACCCAACACUGUUCACAUCCCAGUCUUCUUUUUCCUCACCAUUUGCUUACACAUUGCUACUUGGCAUGGCACAUUUCUGCCACCUGUUGAUCAGUGGGAUAGUGCGAAACUGGUGGCAGUACUGUGUAGCACAUCAAGCACAUGCUUGUGUGCGUGAGUCCUCGUGCAUCUCCACAGGAUACAAAAAAAACAGGGACACACUCAUAAAAACAUUGCUCCACAGCGCUACUAGUGGUCAAAAACUCCAUGGGGUACCUUUAAAGCAGUUAACAGAAUGAGCCUCAUGUAUUAACAUUUACUUUUCUUACAAGUUUGCCACGCCAGAUUCAACAGACACUCACAUUUGUAAAUUUCAUGCAAAACCUUAUUAAAUAGCCGUGGUGAAAGAAGUACUUAUAUUCUUUAUUGAAGCAAAAGUAGCAAUACCAAAAUUUAAAAAUACUCCAUUACAAGUAGUCCUACACUUAAAAUGUAACAGUAAUAUUAUCAGCAAAAUGCUCUUAAGUAUUAAAUGUAAAAGUACUCAUUACGCAGAACACCCCCCCUUUCAGAGGUUUAUGGUACUAGAUAUAUUAUUGGACUAUUAUUAUUGAUACAUUGAAAUGUAAGCAGUAUUUUAAUGUUGCAGCUGGUUGAACCAUUUUAAUCUACUUUAUACAGUGUUGAGCAUUUUUAUCUAUUACACUACAUCAUAUUUCAUAAGAUGAUGUGUUUUGUAUCAAACAUUUUAAUCUGUAAAGUAACUAAAAACUACAAUUUCCCCUCAGAAUAAUGGGAAUACUCAAGUAAAGCGCAUGUAUGUCAAAAAGUUUAGUUUUUUAGUAGUAGUAGUUACUUUCCACCACUGUUCAAUAGUAACUACAGUCGUCAGAUUAAUGCUCAUGUGUUACACUAUACAGCAGCACAAAAUUGAAAUGGAAAUUCUCAUGAGUAUAUAACGCCUACAGAGUAAAGACAUUUAUAUUCAAUCAUGUAAAAUGAAGUAACCUGAAUAAUCAUGUGAAGAAGAAGAAGAGUCCUCUGUGCAUGUAAACGAAGCCACUGUUUUCCACAUCUCUCUUCCACACUACUAAGCUUACCGUUCAAUACUGGACUCAAACACACAGUAAUAUUGUACAUACUUCAAACUACAGUGAGGUGGGCAUAGCUGUCAGUCCCACACUAACAUGCAGUGCUGUACCCGUAAACACAUAGACUGUUACUACCUGUACAACACGUGGCUUAGUCCUGUAUGCGUUUCAAAAUCCUCUGACGAUUUGAGAUGAUUUGAUCCGCCUGCAUGCCUUUCUCCUCCAGUACAGUUAUAUCAAUGCAAAGACGUGCAUACUUCUCUGUCCACCCGGCUCUUCAACAACUCAAAACACCACACGAGCGACAAGUGAAUCUUGUACCAAAAUCAGAAACUAGACGAAGCUUGAUGACAGAAUGUAUUAUGGAAUUGCACUGUAUUUACAUCAAAUGGGUUUGUAUUUCCAUCAGGAGCCUUUUGAGUUUGACCGUUAGGGUUUUAAAUGCAGGUAUCAAUGCUGAGAUUUCACUCUGAAGUUGUUAAUACCUGAUAGUUUGUGCAGAUAUUCUUCUAAUUAGGUCAUUUCCAUGUUCAGAAGUGACGUGAUGAGAUUUCAGUGUUUACCCCUGAAUUUAAUUCUUGUGAAGGUUGAUAUAGACAAUAAUCAGACAAUAAAAAUGCCCACUGAAAUCCAGGCUAACAGGUUUAGUUUAGUUACCAUGCCAUAUACAUUUAUUCAAUCAUUACCUUUUAGGAAUUCAAAAAUCACUCUGUCUUUGAACCACUCACAACUUAUAGACAACAUAUGACAGCGGGAUGCAUGGAGACAUUGCAUCAUAUUAAUGGGUAACAAAAAAACAAAAACAGAAAACAGAACUACUGCUCUAAGUCUUGGGAUGUCGGAAAUUCCCAAAGGCACUUAAAUGCACCAACAAAGAGAGCUCUCCAAACAAUCUCCUCAUGGCAUUGCAUUAUCAUUCGAUUAUGUAACGGACUAAAAAAGUAAAUGCAAGUGAACGUUCACUGCAGUGUCAAAGUUUCGAGUUAAUACAGCAUGAAAAUCAAGGUGUCAGUAGAUUAUAUAGUAUGUUGAAAUACUUAAAACUGCCUUAAGGAUAAGAAAGUAUAUGCAAGUGAAAACACUUCAAUAAUUGCUAAAUUAAUAAUAAUAAUUACUUCACCAAGAACACAGGACAAUAAAAAAAAUAUGUAAAUUGAAGGUGAAAUGUUUACCCACAACUUAACAGGCUAAUUUCAUGUAAGUGCUGUCAGGGGUAAACACUGAAAUCAUUUAAAAGCGAAAAGGCCAACUCUGAACCCAGUAUGUCGGUCUAACCCUGCUGGCUUCCUGCCCAUUGGACACAGGAGCUGAUGUGAUGUGUCAUGUCUGUGGAAUCUCCCACAGCAGCGUCCCAUUGGUCAAAAAGUUGUUUAUCCCACAGUGAGGAUGAUGGGCGAGCGUCUCGUGAUCCCAAAACUGUCUGUGUGUGACAAUGAAGCUGCAGGGAAUGGAAGUGCCUGAUGUUGCAUAAUUUUGUUGUUUUGUCUGUGGAGCUUUUAGGGCUCAUGUUGCUCUCUAUCCUACACACACACACACACACACACACACACACACACACACACACACACACACAUCAUUACUGUCCCAGCUUAUUUGGUUUCUGUAUGAAUGCAGGAUCCUCCUCUGAUGUUAUUAAGACUUGAAAUAUGAGGAGACACUAAAGCGGAGGAAGCAGGAGGGACAGUAAGGAGAACACGUAUUUUUAGUCGUUAUUUUUCUACAUUGACCUGAAUGUAUAUUUAUUCUUUAAAGGAGAUACCUGUGUGUUUGUCACGCUGAACAGAAUCGUUUUUAUACAGUUUGUGAUAACCGAUGCCAUAUCUAAGUGUACUGACCUGUCAAAAAACAAGCACCUGGAUUUUUGACGUCGCCUAAUGUGGUCGCUUGUGCUGCUUUUGUCCACCACCAAGCGAAGAACCUUGCACUUUAUUGUGAUGUAAACCUGCACAUUACCCGCUCCUGUCUACAGAAGUGUCAUUGUGUAUAGAAUAUUUCUAUGGUAAUAUUAAAAUAAAUGUUGCUCAUGUUUAAUAUCA